AUGGGUCCAUUCGAUCCGCUGCCCGUCCACACGUGCACAUCACGCCUGGAAUCUCUGCCCGUCGAAAUCCUCCAAUUAAUCUUCCUCCACAGUCUGGAAAUCAACUUACCCCGGGCAUCACCCCGUCUGGCCCGCGCACUAUCCAACCCCGUGCUCUACACAUGGCUUAUCCGCCUAGUCUUCAGUAGCACGAACCCCGGCUCGAGGGAGGGCUUCUUCACACCGGAUUUCCUGCCCCCGCCGCUGGAUUUCUGGGCCCUGGAGUGGGAGCAGAGGCAGAAAUUGCAGACCGCGAUUCUGACAUGUCGCUGGUGUACGUUACCACUUAUGAGGCGGUGUCAGCGGGAAUACGUGGAUCAUGCUAUCAGACGCAAGUGUGCGGAUUUGGUCUUUUCAGAGGAAGAUCGGGGGAUACUGGAUUCGUUGGAUGACCGAUUCGAUGAUCUGGACAGUUGUGAUAAAGCCGUUGAUGGACGGCGUGGGAAGGGAGAUCUCGUUCUUCCUGCGCAGUUACCGGAUGGAGAGCGGUCUUCGUUAUCGCGCAGUUUCGAUCGAAAAGUUGCUAUUUGGUUCCACUUUGGUGCUGUGCAGAUCCGGGAGCCGAAUGAGAUUUACUAUGAGAAUGAUUUGUUUCGAUUACCUUGUUCGGUGGUUAUCGGACCCGGUCGAAUACCGGAUAAAGUACUGCAGGAGCCGUGGUCGGAUGCGCAAUUCGAGUUUCUGCAGUUACUUUCUUCGGAUUUUUAUCUAGACGAGGAUGAACAUUCGGCGGAGCGCUCUGUGGUGAUUACGACAAGGUUGAUUCGAAGACGUAGGAUUGAGCCGUUUCGUCGGUUAUUGCGCAUGUCGUUUCGUGCGGCGAAUUGUCGGGUUCCGGUUACUUGGCCGUUCCAGGCCGAGCAUUAUCAUUUGAUACGGAGGUAUGCCCGGGGUUCGGGGGAUCCGUUUGCUAGUUGUAUUUUGAAUGAGCGGUGGGAUGUUAUUCCUGCUUCGGCGAAGGAGGAUCUGCUGCGGUUGACUGGGACAACUUGCCAGUUGAGUGAUUAG
This is a messenger RNA of Penicillium cataractarum, 1047 nucleotides long. RefSeq lists its product as uncharacterized. Bases 1 to 1047 code for a protein of 348 amino acids. The record is from RefSeq and is a predicted model, not a curated record. The transcript has a single exon. Lineage: Eukaryota; Fungi; Ascomycota; Eurotiomycetes; Eurotiales; Aspergillaceae.